Molecule: messenger RNA, 1863 nt
Organism: Stomoxys calcitrans (stable fly)
Lineage: Eukaryota; Metazoa; Arthropoda; Insecta; Diptera; Muscidae
Exons: 2
Coding region: 1-1863 (620 amino acids)
Source: RefSeq, a predicted model, not a curated record
AUGGAUUGUAAUGGCGUGUCUUGGAGUUUCUAUUUACCCAUUAAAAUGUGUCGACGCUAUUUGGCCUAUGCAGGACUUUUAAUCUGCUGUCUUGUUGAAGAACAUCAAGCACCAACACCAAAAAGUUCAAUUUUUGCUUCGGAAAUCCGGAGGAAUAUCUUUCAAAAAUGGCUACAGCAUCUACAUGAGGAACGUUCAUAUGACACCAUACUUAUAGCGUAUAAUGAUACUCGAGUGGAUAGCAGAUUGCAGAGCCUUUUGCAAUAUGCCUGGCCCAAGGUUUUGCUAACACCUGGCCAAAGAUUCGAUUACAAAGAGAGAUAUAAUUCGGAAAUUCUGGUGAUUAUCACAAUGUCAAACAAAAUUGAUGAACCCCUAAUGGAGGCCACAGCGGGAACUUUGAAUUUUGUGCGAGGUGCCAGAGUUUUAAUGCUGGCCUUGAAUAUAAAGGACGAAGAGUCCUUUAAGAAUGCCUCAAAGGCAUUAUGUCAAAAAUACAAAAUGACCAAUGUGCUUUUGAAAUUUCACCAUAAGCUAACAGAGGAGUUGUUAAGUGAUUACUAUCAGCUCAUGCCUUAUCCGCAAUAUCAUUGGCUAAUGCAAACCAUCGAACAAAAGUCAGAAGUUUAUUUUCCAGUGCAUUGGCGCAAUAUGCAAAAGGGUAUCGUUGUCACACAAACCGACCAAGUCUCUCCGCGCAGUUUAUUUUUUCUGGAUUCCCAGGGAAAUUUGAAAAUGAAUGGUUAUGUGGCCCGCUUUGUUUUACUCUUCGCCGAACACUUUAAUGCCACUCUUCAAUGGUAUAAACCUUUAAAAGUGGGAGAAGUCAUCCAUUUUAUGUUGGUCAAUAAAUUGGUCGAUGACAAUCUGGUAGAUAUACCCAUGGCAUUGAUGAUAUCGGAAGCUAGUAGCGAAUGGGCAUAUCGUUCGUAUGUCUAUCAAAUUGAGGAUGGCAGGCUGAUGGUACCCUGUGCCCAGCAGUUUUCGCUCAAAGAGGUUUUCAGUGUUCUAUUGGAUGUGCGUUUCUUUGGCUUGGUCAUCUUCUGCACAGUGUUCUUCUCCCUUCUACACUCUCUCAUAGACUACAUGUUUGAUGGCAUAAGGCAGCCGGUGAAUGCCCUGCUCAGCGAUAGAGUGUUUCCUGCGGUUUUGGGCCUGUCUUUUGUAGCUCGCAACGCACCAUGGCGAGUUCUGAAGCUGGUCUAUAUAAUACUCUCCUUUUUGGGCAUCAAUACCACCUGCCAAUUUUCAGCAACCAUGAACUCGCUAUUCACCAGUCAUCCCUAUCAUCGACAAAUCGAAACACUGGCCGACAUACGUGAUUCACCCUUGAAAAUUAAUAUCCUAAAAGGCGAUCUAAAUCUUAUGGGAGGCACUUUGCUGGACAUAUUUAGAUCCCUGAUAACCACUGAGAAUGUUACCCAAUAUGCAGAAAUGCGAGAUAGUUUAAAUGCCUCCACCGGCUAUUAUGCCAAUUUAGGCUCCUGGAGACUGUUGAACCUAAAGCAACAGCUGUUUACCCAAAAGGUCUACUGUUCCUAUGACAAUUUGACGGUUUUUCGCAUAAUGCCUUGGACAUUUCAACUGCAACAGCAUUCGCAGUAUAAGGAAGCCAUGGAUUAUCUCAUACAUCAGGUGCAUGCCAUGGGUCUGGUGGAUGCUUGGUAUGCGAGCACCUUUUCUGAUUUGGUGAAAUUAAAGCAAAUCUCUCUGCUGGAUCCAAAUCCCAGGCAAGACGUUAAGCCUAUGACUACCGGUGAUCUGUAUUGGGCCUGGCUGAUAUUGGUAAUGGGAAUGAGUAUUAGCGCAAUGGUUUUCAUUGCAGAACGUUGGUAUUAUCAGCGGAUAAGGUACUUAGAAUAA